UCUACACUCCCUGCACAACACGAGUGGUUUGGCAGUGAGUCAAUGCUUCCUUUAACCCAGCUGGGCGGAUGAGGUGUGGGGCUGGCAGGAGCCUGCUCGCCUGCCUGCGGCCCCAUUAUUUGGGGCGGUCACGGAGGUGGGGCCCAGCAGUGUGUCGGGUAACGGGGCCGGCCAUAGGAAUGCCUCUGGUUGUCACUUAGGCUCGUCUGCAAGAUGGGGAGGAAGCUGGAUCUCUCCAAGCUGACUGAUGAGGAGGCCAAGCAUGUCUGGGAGGUGGUCCAGCGUGACUUCGACCUGCGGAAGAAAGAGGAGGAGCGGUUGGAGGACCUGAAGUGCAAGAUAGACCAGGAAAGCAGCAAGAGAGAGUUCCUGACCCACCAGUCCCACCUGAACGAAACGCACUGCGUGCACUGCCUGCAGCCCUUCAAGUUCCUGCUGAACAGCAAGCGGCAGUGCCUGGAUUGCCGCUUCUACACCUGCAAGAGCUGCAGCCGCUACAACAAGAGGGAGCAGGGCUGGGUCUGUGACCCCUGCCGCCUCUCCAGGGUGGUGAAGAUCGGUUCCCUCGAGUGGUACUACGAGCACGUGCGGUCCCGUUUCAAGAGGUUUGGAAGUGCCAAGGUGCUGCAGUCCCUCUACGGCAGGCUGCAGCCAGGGCAGAAGGGGAAUUCAGCUCUUCUAGGUCUUCAUGACAGAGUUUACAGCCUGCCAGACAUCAACAGUGAAUGCCAGCACCCUGCCAAUGGUGGCACUGGGGACGACAGUGGUGAUGAGGAUGAUGCGCUCCAUGGAGCUGAAGCAGAGUGCUACAACAGAAUGCGCAAGACAAAGCGCCUGCUGUCCGUGCACCCCUUUGAUUUUGAGCUGGACUCGGAGUACUCUGCCCAGUCUCGCCGCCAAUCUGCCCAGCUCUCUCCAGUGGCCAUCAGCUCUGAUGCUUUCCAGUCCUUCCCAGAUUUCUCUGGCCCAGCUGAGGAUGCUCCCCGAGAGCCCCGGCUGGAGGAGGCUGACCUGGCAGCUGUGUUCCACAUCUUGAGGGAGCAGGAGCAGCACCUCAGCCCUCCGGAGCAGCACUUCAGCACGGAGGUUCGACUCACGCUCAAUGCACGCAGACGGAGCCUGGACAGAAGUUCAAAACCUGGCAGCCCCUGGAUGGAGCAGCCCCGGUCCCUCUACUCUGCAGACAUGGACACCUCUGAUGAGGAUGUGAAGGGAGCCCCAAAGCUCGCUGCCUGCCUGCCUCACCACCUGAAACGCCGGAGCAGAGCCUCCUCCCAGGAGAACAUCAGCCACAGCUCGGGAAGUCAGAUUCACGAGCUCAACAAACGCAUGUCAGUGAUUGAACGCGUGCUGAACCGCUUGGAGGAAAAAAUCCUGGUGCGCUCUGCUGAGUCUCUGGCCACAGAGUCCCAGCUUGAUCCUGAUGCUGAGGAGGAGGAGUUGAAGAGGAAGCUGGAGGAGUUCACCAGCAACAUCAGUGACAGAGAAGUCUCUUCUGAAGAAGAGGAGCGUGAAGAAAGGAAGGGAGUGAAGAGACCUGAGAUGAGCUCCUCCAGCGAUGACGUGGCCAGUGAAGCUCGAAAGAGGUCCUCAGCUCAGGCUUUGAGUGAAAUCACGGCCAAAGCACUGAGAGCCAUAAAUGCCACGGAGAAAGCGGUCUCUGAGUCACUGCAAGGACAGAGCUGGGGCAGUGAUGGCUGUGCUCUGCAUCUCAGCAUGGAGGAUGGGAAAGAGGCGGCUGAAGCAUACCGUGAGCUUGAGGAAAAUGUCUACCUGGCUGCUGGGAAGGCCUAUCAGCUGGAGACAACCCUGUCAGAGCUCGAGGAAGGGGCUCGGCACUGCAGCACGACCGACUCGGAGCUGUCGGAGCUGGAGGACAAAGUGGCCUCAGCAGCUGCACAGGUACAGCAGGCAGAGAGCGAGAUAUCGGAUAUUGAAUCUCGAAUCGCGGCUCUGUCUGCUGCGGGGCUGACGGUGAAGCUGGUGGAAAAGGCAAGGAAGAAAUCAAAUGGGCAGGCUUUCCACCUCUGCUCCCCCACCCCCACCAGCAGUCCAGGGGAGUCUUUGGAUGAUGUUAAGACUGCUUUCCCUCUCUUGCAGGCAAUGCCUGGGCCCCAGGUCCUCAGGAGGAGGUUCAACAGUCCCUUUGAAAUCACUGGCUUCGAUGACUCCUUUGACCGCAACUCGGUUUACCGCGGCUCGCUGACGCAGAGGAACCCCAAUGGGAAGAACAGGAGAGUGGAGCGUCUCUUUGCGAAGCCAGUGAUGACCCACUUGUCCUGAAGAGGGGAUGCCCACCCGCCACUGCAUUUCAGUGACAGUGCGGGACUUCAGCACCCAGCCUUCCCCCAGUGCUUGCCCCUCCUUCUCCCAUGGCCACAUCCCCCUGGAAGCUGGAAGAGAGAGGAACAAGUUGCAGGAGUGCAGACACAUGGCCGGAUAAUCACGAGGACCACAUCUGUUUGGGCAGGAUGCUGCUCUCCUUGUCCCUUCCACUAGGGACACUGUGAGAACCACUGGUGGUGAUGCCAGAGGAAGGGUCCCCACGGUAAAGCACAGUGUCCCAGGGCCUGAUGUGCAGCCCAGCACUGGUCCUGCCUCAUCUCUGGGGCACAGCUUCCUUUCCCUGCACGGGAGCUGCACUGUGUUGCUCCUAGCAAGCUCUUGGCCAAUGACUCUUUGCACUAAACCCAGUAGGUACACACUGAGGCUUCUUGCCUGAAGCAGCUGGGCUCAUAUGGGGGCAGGAGUGAGGUGUGGCUUGUGGGAAGAGGCAGCAGCUUUCACUGCACCAGUAGGAAGACAGCUUGGGGUCAGUCUGACCAAAGGUGCCUUCUCUCCCUGCAAGGUUCCAUCAGCAGGCUCAGAAGGAAACCAGUACCAAGCUCUCUCCAGUCUGCAGAAAGGUCCCCUGGAGGUGUGCCUUUGUCCCCUGGAGGCUGCACUGGCCCUGAGCACCCUCCCACUCUCUGAGGCUGGCUGUUUUCUGCUUCCACUAACUGAAGAUGGGGGGGAGGGGGGAGAUUUUUGUUAAAAACUUCAGCUCCAUCUCUGCUUUUACUUUUAGCAUGAUUCACAAGGUUUAGCUUUGGUCGUAGCAGAGAACUCACUAUUUAGACAUUAGUCCUGCAGUCAUCCCAGAGUAGUCCUGUGAGGCUGGAAACUUACCUAUCAGUUUUCCUUCUUUAAAGUGAAAUCCUUCUUGCCUGAAGUUGAAAAAGUGGAAAGAGUUACACUCAUGGCAGUAUGACUGCUUUUACCCUCCCCAGCUUGUAAGCAGUUCAUGGUGUACAUGUAUGCACGCACACGUCCCCCCCUCCCAGGAGCAUCCAUGGAGGCUCUGCACCAUGCUGGUUUGCAGCAGCUGAGCACAACUCCCUGCAGCGCUCCGCUGAGCUCUGAGCAAUGCUGUGGGUUUGCUCUGGUGCCAUGGUUCAGCCCUCACCCACACGCCUCUCGCUGUACUCAAUUCCAGCAGUAAGCCAAGUCCUUUCAGGUGGUCAGGCAGACUCUUGACCCUCUGGAGCCCUCCUUGUAAGUCUCAGCAGCGUACAAAUAAGGCAUCGUUCAGGUUGUAGCUUUAACAUUUACUGCUCUGUGUAGAGGUUAUGUAUGCACACUGCAUCACACAAUAAAGCUGACAUAGGGUCCAGAACCCAGAGGUUUAUUUCACAGUGUCAUCCUUCAACAUGCUGCAGCUAAGGAUGCUUUGUCUCCCCGCCCUCCCCUUUGCCCAGGUGCUGUGGUUAAACCCUGGCCCCACACAGCCCGUUGCACUUGGCCAUAUGGGGUCGGCU
This is a messenger RNA of Centrocercus urophasianus (Greater sage-grouse), 3797 nucleotides long. It is a transcript of the gene MLPH, whose product is annotated as melanophilin. Lineage: Eukaryota; Metazoa; Chordata; Aves; Galliformes; Phasianidae. Gene Ontology annotation, molecular function: actin binding; small GTPase binding; myosin binding. The record is from RefSeq and is a predicted model, not a curated record. The transcript has 17 exons. Gene Ontology annotation, cellular component: cortical actin cytoskeleton. The coding region runs from base 214 to 2283 and encodes 689 amino acids. Gene Ontology annotation, biological process: intracellular protein transport.